This is a messenger RNA of Salvia splendens (bonfire salvia), 805 nucleotides long. Its product is annotated as probable ubiquitin-conjugating enzyme E2 18. The coding region runs from base 124 to 609 and encodes 161 amino acids. The record is from RefSeq and is a predicted model, not a curated record. NCBI's taxonomy places the organism in Eukaryota, Viridiplantae, Streptophyta, Magnoliopsida, Lamiales, Lamiaceae. The transcript is spliced from 6 exons.
AAAAGUUGGAAACGGCAGCGUUUAAGUAAGCAGCAGCGUUUAAGAGCACGCACGCAGCAGGAAUUCCUUUUCCAACAUUUAACUCUACCUCUAAAAAAAUCCUCUCUCAAAUUCUCCUGAGCGAUGACCUCCGACUCCGCUUCCUCACGCAAGGCAUUGAGCAAGAUCGCAUGCAAUCGGUUGCAGAAAGAGCUGGUGGAGUGGCAGGUGAAUCCGCCCGCCGGUUUUAAGCAUAAACCUACUGAUAAUCUUAAGAGAUGGGUAAUUGAAGUCAACGGGGUACCGGGUACACUUUAUGCUGGUGAAAUGUACCAGCUUCAGGUUGAUUUUCCUGAGCAUUACCCUAUGGAAGCGCCGCAGGUUAUAUUUGUUCCUCCAGCGCCUUUGCAUCCUCACAUUUAUAGUAAUGGCCAUAUAUGUUUAGAUAUUUUGUACGACUCUUGGUCCCCGGCUAUGACUGUAAGUUCGAUUUGCAUCAGCAUUCUAUCUAUGCUGUCAAGCUCCACCGCGAAGCAACGCCCAGCCGACAACGACCGCUAUGUGAAGAAUUGUAAGAACGGCAGAUCUCCGAAGGAGACGAGAUGGUGGUUCCAUGACGAUAAAGUGUGAAUGCAGAUAAACAUGUAACUCAUUCUCACUCUGUCCUACAUAGGUCGGCUGAAAAUUGAAACAUGUAACUCAUUCUCACUCUAUCCUAAACUGCUCUAUCAUACAUUUCUGUAGCAUGUUGAUCUAUUGGUAUAUAUAAAUGUAUGUUAUGUUGUAUUCAAUCAAAGAGGUUGCUAAACAAGACAACAUUUAUUUA